Molecule: messenger RNA, 825 nt
Organism: Panicum hallii
Lineage: Eukaryota; Viridiplantae; Streptophyta; Magnoliopsida; Poales; Poaceae
Product: acyl carrier protein 1, mitochondrial
Exons: 2
Coding region: 131-523 (130 amino acids)
Biological process (GO): fatty acid biosynthetic process
Cellular component (GO): mitochondrion
Molecular function (GO): acyl carrier activity; acyl binding
Source: RefSeq, a predicted model, not a curated record
CCCAGAUCAGUGAAAGCCCACCCCAACCCGUCGACUCUCUUUGCAGGGGGGACGGCACAGCGCAUCGUCAGCUCCUUCGCCCCCUCUCCAUCCCGGGCCGAGUCCAAUCCGAAGCCACACGGCGAGAGAAAUGGCGGCGGCGGCGCUCCGUCCGGCGAUCCUCCGCCGCAUCCGCCUCUCCCCCUCCCCGCCGCUCGCCCUCGCCGCCGCGGCGUCCCACCCGCACGCCCUGGCGCGGUGGCUCGCGCGGCCCAUGUCCUCCCACGACGCGCACCUCACCCGCGAGGAGGUCGUCGACCGCGUCCUCGACGUCCUCAAGAGCCACCCCAAGGUGGAUCCCUCCAAGGUGACUCCCGAGGCGCACUUCGAGAAGGAUCUGGGGCUGGACAGCCUGGACACCGUAGAGGUGGUGAUGGCCAUCGAGGAGGAGUUCAAGCUCGAGAUCCCGGACAAGGAGGCCGACAAGAUCGACUCGCUCCCGCUCGCCAUCGAGUACGUCGCCAACCACCCCAUGGCCGGCUGAGCCUCAGCUCGCCGGAGGUGAGGUCUCUUGGUUUUUUGUUUCCGAGGGCAAAUAAUUGGCCGGAGUGGCGCAGGAAAACGUGUCCCUGGCGCUCCGCAUUGCUUCGCGGGCGGACGAUAAUGUCGAAAGGGAACAUUAACAUUUUGUUUCUCAGACGAGGCAAUGUUAGAUUGCUGUUUUCAGUGUGUUAUCUAUAUGUCAAACUAGUUUGGUCGGUUACAAUCCUGCCUAUUGUUCCAUUAUCUGAUUGUUCAAAUUGGGUUCAUAAAAGUUUAUUACACUUAUUUACCAGUUUUCUUCCA